AGACAGCGGCCGGCCGGCUCUCCCGCAUCCACCCGAGGUGCAGCCCGAUUGCGCUCCUUUGACCCCAUCCCUGGGACCGCACAGCCUCCAGCGGCUCCACAAAGGCCCCAGCUCCCGACCUCCCAGAAGAUUGGGGCUGCGCGACCUCAAAAAGCUCCUCCGUGAAACAGUCUCCCAGAGACGGGACUUGCCGCGCCGACACAGCCAACCAGCAUGUCCGAGCUCUCCGUCUCCCCGCCCCGCUCGCCGCGGUCGCCGCGGAGCGUCGGCUCGCGCAGCGUGACCAUUUCAUUGGACAGCCCGAAGGCGUCGCACACGGUCAAGCUCUCGCUGCCGGCGUCCAUGGACGCCGAGCCCGUGGCGCGCGUCGCCGAGCACUUCGCCAAAAGUUAUAAUGAAGCCCACCCCGGCGAGCCGCCCAUCAAGCCCAACCGUCUCCGAUUGUCGUCCGACGCCGACCGUCGAUUAGUAGAUUUGAAGUCUCCGGUUGGCGCCGCGGUGAAGGAUGGCAGCGCCUACACGUUCUCGGAGCAGGAAAUCGAGCAGCAGGCGUCGCCUCAAGAGCAAACACCCCCGCCGCUGCCGCCGCGGGAACUACCAUUCCCGCGGCGCUGCCGCGUCGUCGGCCGCGGGCUGGUGCUGCGGGCCUCGCCGGAGACGAUCGCCGAUAGGUUGGCCGAGUUCCCCUUCGGCGCGGAGGUGGUCGUAAGGGAAGCGCGCGCGCUCGCGGACGGCUCCGUGCGCGUGCGCUGCGCGCCCGAGGCGCUCCUGCCGGGCGGCGCGGCGCCGGUGGUGUACGACGAGACGGGCCGCUGGCCCUGCGACGGCUGGGCGCCGGGCCGCGUACUCGCAGAGCUCUCGGGCGAGCCGUUCCGGUUGUAGCCUCCCGCCAUGCGUCUAUAGAAGGUUUGCAUUUUAA
Pelagomonas calceolata is the source of this 919-nucleotide messenger RNA. NCBI's taxonomy places the organism in Eukaryota, Pelagophyceae, Pelagomonadales, Pelagomonadaceae. The record is from the annotation of a GenBank genome assembly.